Colossoma macropomum (tambaqui) is the source of this 3219-nucleotide messenger RNA. RefSeq names its product adenosylhomocysteinase-like 1 (gene ahcyl1). Bases 306 to 1970 code for a protein of 554 amino acids. The transcript is spliced from 17 exons. Gene Ontology annotation, biological process: L-methionine cycle. The record is from RefSeq and is a predicted model, not a curated record. NCBI's taxonomy places the organism in Eukaryota, Metazoa, Chordata, Actinopteri, Characiformes, Serrasalmidae. Gene Ontology annotation, cellular component: cytosol.
AGCUCCACCCACCGCUGAUGCUGCCUGCCUGGAGCCGGACAGCCAAAUGUAAUAAUUUGUGAUCAGCUCCGCUUUACAAGUAAAAACACUCAGCAGCGCGCGCCGACAUCGCGUUAUUGCUGAUAUUCAAGCCUCGCCCGUGUCUUUCUGUAGCGUCGUGUCGUGUAAUUUGAGUCCUCGCUCGCUCGUUUCCUCUGGAAGUGGUACAGCACGGAGCUAGAGGACAAGACGAAAGGUUACAGUAGCGAACCGAGCUGUCCUAGUCGAAGCAGUCGACUCAUUUUGGCGAGAAUCAUCAGCUCACCAUGACAGAAUCUACCGUUGACGCGAAGUUGGAGGUGAAACAGGCGAGUAAAGAAUUCAAGGAGAGCGAGAAUGUGGCUGAGAAGUACUCGGCGAUGACCGUGUCCAAGAACAGCGACGUGAACAUGAACGUGGGCGAACUGUCCGCCGCAUUCACUGCGGUUCCCGCUCACAAGUCCGUCAAGAAGCAGAUUCAGUUUGCCAACCAGGAGGACAAGCAGGAGUUCAGCAAGUUCCCCACUAAGACUGGACGCCGCUCCCUGUCCCGCUCCAUCUCACAGUCGUCCACCGACAGCUACAGCUCUGCUGCCUCAUACACGGACAGCUCGGACGACGAGACGUCUCCUCGAGAGAAGACUCAGGUCAAUUCCAAAGGCAGCAGCGACUUCUGUGUCAAGAACAUAAAGCAGGCGGAGUUCGGCCGGCGGGAGAUCGAGAUUGCAGAACAGGACAUGUCUGCUCUGAUCUCACUGAGGAAGCGAGCUCAAGGCGAGAAGCCCCUCGCUGGAGCCAAAGUGGUCGGCUGCACUCACAUCACUGCACAAACCGCAGUCCUGAUUGAGACGCUGGUGGCCCUGGGUGCUCAGUGUCGCUGGACAGCAUGUAACAUCUACUCCACUCAGAAUGAAGUGGCUGCUGCUCUGGCAGAGAUUGGUGUGGCGGUUUUUGCGUGGAAAGGAGAGUCUGAGGACGAUUUCUGGUGGUGCAUCGACCGUUGUGUCAACACCGAAGGCUGGCAGGCAAACAUGAUCUUGGAUGAUGGUGGUGAUCUGACUCACUGGGUGUAUAAAAAGUACCCCAGUGUGUUUAAGAAGGUUCAAGGAAUAGUGGAAGAGAGCGUCACAGGAGUUCAUAGGCUCUACCAGCUGUCUAAGGCCGGAAAGCUCUGCGUCCCUGCUAUGAACGUUAAUGACUCUGUCACCAAGCAGAAGUUCGAUAACCUCUACUGCUGCAGGGAGUCCAUCCUGGAUGGACUUAAAAGAACCACUGAUGUCAUGUUUGGUGGGAAGCAGGUGGUGGUUUGUGGAUAUGGAGAGGUGGGCAAAGGCUGCUGCUCUGCUCUGAAAGCUCUGGGAGCCAUUGUUUGUGUGACAGAGAUCGACCCUAUCUGUGCCCUCCAGGCCUGCAUGGAUGGUUUCAAAGUGGUGAAGCUGAAUGAAGUGGUCCGCCAAAUGGACAUGGUGAUAACCUGCACAGGGAACAAAAAUGUGGUUACCCGAGAGCAGUUGGAUCGUAUGAAGAACGGCUGCAUUGUGUGUAAUAUGGGCCACUCUAACACAGAGAUUGAUGUGGCAAGUCUGCGGACCCCAGAGCUGACCUGGGAGAGGGUUCGCUCUCAAGUGGACCACAUUAUCUGGCCUGAUGGGAAAAGAGUCAUUUUGCUGGCAGAGGGGCGUCUUCUGAACCUGAGCUGCUCCACAGUGCCCUCAUUUGUGCUGUCCAUUACAGCCACGACACAGGCCCUUGCCCUAAUAGAGCUGUACAACGCACCAGAGGGGCGCUACAGACAGGAUGUGUAUCUGCUGCCCAAAAAGAUGGAUGAAUAUGUGGCAAGUUUGCAUCUGCCCAACUUUGACGCUCACCUCACAGAACUGUCAGAUGAGCAGGCCAAGUACAUGGGCCUUAAUAAGAAUGGACCAUUCAAACCAAACUACUACAGAUAUUAAUUUGUAUGACUCACAACGACCUUCAUCAGGGAUGGAGACACCUGCAUUAACCAAGCAAACCAAGAGAUUUAUUUUCUAUUUACUGUAAAUUUCUAAAAGGAAAACUUCAUUUUAAGUGAAUUCUUAUUUAUAGUGUUAUUAACAUAUAGUGACCAAAUACAUGUUUGUCACUUAGAUCUGAUUAUACUCUGCUAGCACUUCAUUGGAUUAUAAUAUACUGUAUGUACUUGUUAUCUUUUAAUCACAUUAUAAGAGGACCAUUGACUAUAGGUCUGAAAUCGUGCCAUAUAUUGGUAGUGAAAGGUCUGAGGGGUAAAUUCUGUACUAUAUCUUUGUGGUCAUACAUUUCAGUGCUUGUUUUAUUUGGUGUUACAUGACUGGUCUUUAUGUUUCUGGAAACCGAAAAAAAAAGCCCACACACUGAAUUAUGCUCCAAUAGCGGUUUAGCUAAUGGAACUCUUUGACCAAAUCCUUGUUGUAGGAGCAUGUUUCAGUGGACAGUGAGGGUUUUUUUGGUUUGUUUUCAUCUGUUUAAUUUAGUCUUUGGAUAUGCGCACAAAAACUACUCUUUAUAUAUAUAUCAGAAUGAUUUGCACUUUCUUCCUGAGUAAGAAAUGAUCAGAAGUACACAUGUGAGCUCUACAGAAGAAGUGAAUGUAGGCUUAUUUUGUCUUUGCUACUGAAACUGCAGUGUGUUUAUUUCUCCCAAGCGCUAGAGUGUUCUGGCAAAGAGAUACUGUAAACCCACAGUACACUGGGAGUAUCGGCACAGUAGGUAGCCAGCAUGAUAUUUAUACAAAUAGUGACACCAACAGGUGGUCUCUAUGCUCUGCUCAUUUGUCCUUUUUACAUCAUGUCAGUGGCCUUUGACAGAAUUUUUCAUUUAAUUAAUUUUAAUCAAAAAUAAACUUCAGUAGUUUGGUAUGAGCUUUACGCAAUGAGUAAUCACAAUCAAUUAGGCUACAAUAAUCAACUGAGUAAUUAAAGUUUUCACCUUUUUUUAAUAAAAUUUUAAUUAAUAGGUGGUUCCCAGGCCUGGUUGAACACCGAUUUGUGUUAAUAUAUUAAAACCACUAAAAAAUGAGUCUUAAAGAUAAAUCACUGUGAAUGCAGACAUUGAAGUAGGCCUACUUGUUUAUCUUAACAUUAACUGUACUUAAUCCUCUUUGUUAAUAUGCCUCUCUUUAUCAAAUGACAUAUAUUCCCUGCCUUGUUAUCUCAUUAAAUGUUUGUUCUGUUCAAAGUUGGA